Messenger RNA from Zea mays, 1309 nucleotides. Its product is annotated as vegetative cell wall protein gp1. The transcript has a single exon. The record is from RefSeq and is a predicted model, not a curated record. Lineage: Eukaryota; Viridiplantae; Streptophyta; Magnoliopsida; Poales; Poaceae. Bases 10 to 951 code for a protein of 313 amino acids.
UCUGCCAACAUGGCACCAGCAAGAAGAGCUUCCACGCGUGCGGAAGCACUCAUCACGAUGUCAUGCGUGGUGGCACUGACCAUCGUGCUGCUCGCGCAAUGCUGCGUGGCAUCCUCCAGGUCACUGCAGCUGGUCUCCUCAUCAGUCGCUAAUGCACCGGAAGGCAGCCAAGCCGGUGCCCCAGCGCCGGCGGCGGUGCUAGAGCCGCAGCCGCCGGCUGCAGAUGCUGCAGCCCCGCCGGUGGGAACUCCGGAGUACGCUCCUGUCGCUGGCGCGCCGCCGCCGUUGACUGGACACGGUCAGCACGUGAAGAGCAAGCACCAGGACCAUGAGAAAGCGCCACCCAAGCCGAAGCACCACCACCCGAAGGCGCCGCCCAAACACCACGGGCACCACGCGCCGCCGGAGCCGGACGUUUCGCCACCUGCGCCGGAGCCGGACGACGGGCAGCCGACACCAGGUGUGCCGCCGGCCGACAGCCCCCACGGCCAGAACCCGCCGUGGCCAUUCCCGUGGCCGCGCCCUGGCACUGGCCAGUGGCCGCCGUUCCACCCGCCACCGUUCCCGGCGUGGCCGCACCCAGGCCCGGACGGCAAAUGGCCGCCUCUGCCGCCGUUCCCGUUCCACCCACCGCCGCUCCCUGCGUGGCCGCAGCCGCACCGAAGAAACAACCCGUGGCCGCCGCUGCCGCCGUUCCAAUCGCCACCGUUCCCGGCGUGGCCGCACCCCGGCCCGGGCGGCAAAUGGCCGCCUCUGCCGCCGUUCCCGUUCCACCCGCCGCCGCUCCCGGCAGGGGGCAACUGGCCGCCGCUGGCACCGUUCCAUUUCCACCCGCCGCCGACGCCGGCGUGGCCGUGGCCUCAUCAUCCAGGAAACCCAUGGGCGCCGCCGUCCAUGCACGGCAGCGAUGGCGUCCCAGCCACGACGGUGCAGCAGAACCCCGAGAACUGACGCACGCGCGCUCUUUUGCCCCGAUAACACGAGAGGAAUUUUAUAUAUCAAUAAUGAUAGAUUUGUUAUAGCUGAAGGAGGAAAGAUCGAUUGGUAAUCGUAUAGGCUGUAAAAGUAAUCAUACUGGAACUGCAUUUGUGACAGUACGUAAUAUGACUUGUGUUAAUUUGAUCAGGCUCAAGAGCAUGAUGAUACGAAAUAAAAUCAGGCUAAGGGAGUAUUUGGAUGGCUACAAGCUCCAGUGUGAGCUAUAGUUUAUAAUAUUAAUUUAAAUAGUUUUAAAAAUAUUUUUAAUCGUUUAUCUAAAUAUCUUGUAAAGGCUUAUAGCUCCAGUUCCACGAUUUUCUGGAGCACCUAA